Cynara cardunculus var. scolymus (artichoke) is the source of this 1233-nucleotide messenger RNA. Its product is annotated as LOB domain-containing protein 27. The record is from RefSeq and is a predicted model, not a curated record. Bases 1 to 1233 code for a protein of 410 amino acids. The transcript is spliced from 5 exons. NCBI's taxonomy places the organism in Eukaryota, Viridiplantae, Streptophyta, Magnoliopsida, Asterales, Asteraceae.
AUGCCUUGUGAAUACCCCAUUAUCCCUGAAAUCUUACGAGGACACCCGAUCGCUUAUUCCUUAUCGGCUACGGCAGAAGUUCCUAUGGUCUACUUGCAGCAAUUAUGGCAUACACUUACCUUGUCAAAAGAAGGAGACCACUUAUACUUUGAAGGGCAUGUGGACGAAUUCAUGAGUCGUCUAACUCUAAAAAGGCUGCGGAGAAUUCUAAGAUUGCCAAACCCAACUGAUGCUUUCGGAUCACAACAAUUUGAUGACUUUAUUUCUAACGAAGAGCUAUGUCAUGAUAUAAUAUAUGUGUUCUACGAUGUACAUUACAUGUUCUCAGCGAUCGCUGAUAGAUUUAUAUUAUAUGUUCUCAGCGAAAUUAUGACCCUCAAGGGCGGCACCAGCCAAGCCUGCGCUGCCUGCAAAUACCAACGAAAAAGGUGCACCCCUGAGUGUGCACUCGCCCCCCACUUCCGCCCCGAACACACGGAGAUUUUCAAGAAUGCUCACAAGCUCUUUGGUGUCAGGAAAAUCCUCAGAAUUCUCGAAAAGAUCGACCCCUCUCAGAAAACCGAAGCCAUGCGCUCCAUUAUCUACCAAGCCAACAUGCGAGACCGUUUCCCCGUUCAUGGUUGCUUGGGCGAAAUCUAUCAUUUACAGUACCAAAUUAGGCAAGCUGAAAAGGAGCUUUAUGCUGUUUUAUCUCACCUCCACUUUUAUAAACAACAAUCACCACAACAAGAGAUCACCAUCGACUCGUCACCUGAAUCGCAACUCGGAAUGGGUCUCCAGCAAUCUGCUGCUAAUGGCCUCACACUUUUUCAACAUCAACAGCAAUUUCUUCCUGUUGCACCCUUCUUUGAUCAAUCUUAUAACAAUAACAAUCAUUCUGGAAUUCAUUUUGAUUCCAUGUCCAACACGGGUAAUGAUGGUAUGUGGCUUCAGCAAACAUACUGCAAUCAGAAUGAUGGCAAGACUCUAGUGGCAUUACAAUCUCAGUUGCUCAACACACAGCCAUGGACUAUCCAAGAAGAAGUUACUCAUGAUUAUGAUGAAAUCUAUCCUUUCUUCGAUACGAUUGAUGACACUCAAUCGUAUAUAGAUUCUAAGGAUGCCAAUGAGUCAAGCUCGGAAUCGUCAUUAAAAGAGACCACACAGUCUGUUCAGCAUGUUGCAGGGAAUAAAUUAAAGCGUGCUGAACUCCAACUUGGAAUCGUGAGUGAAGAUUACCAGGCAACUGUUUAG